Messenger RNA from Cyclopterus lumpus (lumpfish), 1609 nucleotides. It is a transcript of the gene hcn5, whose product is annotated as hyperpolarization activated cyclic nucleotide-gated potassium channel 5. The coding region runs from base 59 to 1417 and encodes 452 amino acids. Gene Ontology annotation, biological process: transmembrane transport; monoatomic ion transport. Gene Ontology annotation, molecular function: monoatomic ion channel activity. The transcript is spliced from 9 exons. The record is from RefSeq and is a predicted model, not a curated record. Gene Ontology annotation, cellular component: membrane. NCBI's taxonomy places the organism in Eukaryota, Metazoa, Chordata, Actinopteri, Perciformes, Cyclopteridae.
UGUUGUUGUUGUUGUUGUUGUUGUUGUUGUGAUCUCCCCCUGCAGGAGUUACUACAUCAUGUGCAUGAUGGCCAUCACGUUCCUCAACCUCAUUGGGAUUCCCAUGGAGAUCGCCUUCCUGGACGGGCACAGCGGGCUGGCGUGGGAGGGGUUCAACGUGUUCUCCGACACGCUGUUCCUCAUCGACGUCGCCCUGAACUUCCGCAUGGGCAUCAUCGCCGAGGACAGCGAGGAAGCCAUUCUGGAUAUCAAGCGGAUCCGAGUCAGCUACCUGAGGACGUGGUUCAUCCCCGACGUCAUCGCCGCGUUCCCCAUCGGAUACAUUCUGCUGUUCGCGGACUUACAUUACAGCAACGACGACAACCCGUCCAAGACCAACAAGAUGAUGAGGAUACUGAUGUUCGUGAGGAUCCUCAGCUUGAUCCGGCUGGCUCGGGUCUCCCGGCUGGUCCGGUUCUUCAACGAAGUGGAGAAGGUGUCCAACGCCAACCUGGAGGUGGUGCGCCUGUUCUUCCGCAUCCUGUCCCUGUUCAUGAUGAUCUUCCUGCUGUGCCACUGGAACGGCUGCAUCCAGUACUUUGUGCCCAUGCUGGAGGAGUUCCCCACGGACUGCUGGGUCCGCAAGGAGAACCUCAUGAAUGCAACGGUGAGCGUGAAGUACUCCUGGGGGGUUUUCCGAGCGCUCUCCCAGAUGAUCGCCCUCUCGUACGGCUCCAUGGACGCGCCGACCAACUACGUGGAGAUGUGGAUCGUCAUGGUCAGCAUGGUGUCCGGCUGCCUGAUGUACACCGUCCUCGUGGCCAACGCCACCACCAUGAUCGCCAACACCGACCCGGCCGCCAAGGAGUACAAGAGCAAGAUGAGCCGGCUGGAGCACUACAUGGGCUUCAUGAAGCUCCCUCCGGAGCUGCAGCUCCGCAUCAGUAACUACUACCAGGCGCGCUACGGGGGCAAGUGGUUCCAGGAGAAGGACGUCAUGGACACGGUGUCCUCGGCGCUCAAAGAGCAAAUCCUGAUGGUGAUGUGCAGCCGGCUGCUCAGGAAGGUGCCCAUGUUUCAGACCCGGGACGAGAACUUCAUCAACGCCGUCCUCUUCAAGCUGGAGUACGAGGUCUUCCUGGAGGGGGACGCCAUCGUCCGGCAGAACGUCCCGGGCGACCGCAUGUUCUUCAUCGACCACGGCCAGGUCGUCAUGGAGGCCGAGUCCUACGAGAGGGAGCUGUGUGACGGGGACUUCUUCGGGGAGACGUGCGUGCUGACCAAAAGCAAACAUCUGGCCACGGUGAAGGCGCUGACCGACUGCCAGUGCUUCUCUCUGUCCUGGGACGACUUCCAGGAGGCGCUGGAGGGCUUCCCGGACGUGAAGAAGGACUUGGAGACGAUGGCGCAGCUCGACGCCGACGGAGAACUCCUGUGACUCGGAUGUUAUCCUGGAUAUUUAAUGUGUGACGGGCAGCGAGACAGAAGUCCUCACGUGGACACGAGAUUGGACGCUUUUUAUUAUCCAGUCGGUUCUGAAUGAGAUAAACAAAGACGUCAACAGAACCUUGGACCUCGGCCUCCUUGUCGAGGCGGCGAUGUGAAGCCUCCAGGUUUUGGAUUUGGAAGA